Xenia sp. Carnegie-2017 is the source of this 3489-nucleotide messenger RNA. RefSeq lists its product as uncharacterized. The transcript has 4 exons. Lineage: Eukaryota; Metazoa; Cnidaria; Anthozoa; Malacalcyonacea; Xeniidae. The record is from RefSeq and is a predicted model, not a curated record. The coding region runs from base 208 to 3312 and encodes 1034 amino acids. Gene Ontology annotation, molecular function: protein binding.
GUAUUUCCGUUUAGUUAGCUGUGAACGUUGAAUACCUAUGCGCUGUGUCUUUUCCUGUGACUAUCGUAUAAGGGUGUGUAAUGAAAGCUGUUUAUAAUUCUGGUUUGUGACAAACGACCAAGAUGUUUAGAUCGAAAUGAUUUUCUUUAAUACUUAGCUAAUCAUAUCUGCACAACGGAAAUAUAUUCAUUUGAGUCAACCAAAAAGAUGGUUGGUCAGUCUGACUGUGUUACAAACUUCAAACAAAGCAUUGUCAGAAGAACUGAAUCCCUUCUUAGCGGCAUUGAGAGGAACAUUGAACGUAACGAUACACAAUCUGCGGCUGUGGCUUUAUGUCAAGCUUACUCUCUUGCGCCUCGUCGUACAAGAAAGCAAUUACGAAGAAUAGAAAGGGUGAAUCUUGUAAAACUUGUAAAAGUUUUAGAAAAGUUUUUAAUCGAAAAUAAUGGAGAUUCGUCUCUAACUGUAAAAAAAAUAAGCGAGCUUAUUUUGUUGCCCGAAGUUGAUGCGAACAAUUCCGUUGCAUGGCGAAUACGAUUGUGGAUGUUGCUUGAAUCAGAGGAGUACGCCGAAGUAGUCUUGAAUACCAAUCGCUUAUCAAGCAUGCCUGCGAGUAAUGAAACAGCUGAGCUAUAUCUUAUGUGCUCGCUGGCACAUAUGAAAACUGGUGUUAAAGAUACUGGUCUCGAGCUGUAUCAGACAGCAAUCAAUAUUGACUCCAUAAAGGCAAGAAAAUGCAUUGUUAGUAUUGGAGAGGACAACAAAAUGAUAAUUUAUAAAACAUUACUGGAAAAGGCAUCACAACUUCAUCGUAAUAUGACAUCACUGAGCACAAAGGAUAGCGUUGACAUGUUGAAUUAUUACAGUGAGAUUUGGAGACUUUGUCCCAAUGAUAUCAACUCAGCGGAAAUUUAUGGCCAGCUAUUGAUGAAGGUCUUUCGAUAUGAAGAUGCCAAAGUUAUUUUUGAAGGGAUUGUCGACCAACUAGAGAGUAAAGGUGAUCUUUUUCAAGCAGUACGUUUUCGACUCUAUCAUGCAGAUUGUCUGGUAAACAUUGCCAGUUUUGAAGAAGCAGUGCUGGACUAUUUAGAAGCCAUGGAACACGAUUCCUGUCUAACACAAAUCACUCUUCAAUCUCUCUCAAAUGUGUUUGUCAAUAAACUUACAGCAUGUGUUAUUGAGCAAGCUUCGACACUCGUCAAUCAAAUCACAUGUGACAAAGGCGAAGAUUCGGAUCAAAACAAUGCGGAUAGCGCACUCCAGCUCUAUCGUCGUCUUUAUAAAUUACUCUAUGCAAUUGACAGCGAGAAUGUCGACGCUCUACGAAAAUGUGCCGAAUCGUUACAUGUGGCAGGGAAGCACGAAGACGCUGUUGCUCUGUUGACGGAGGCCAUUAGAAAAACUCCUUCUGUACAUUUAUUGUGUGAAAGAGCUAUGUCUUAUUUAGGAAUGAAGAAUUUCAAAAUGGCACAAACUGAUUUGGAAUGUGCAUCUCAUCUGCAAGGUAACUCCAUUGAAGUUCACUCUUGCAAGGCAUAUUUGAAUUUUCUCAUGGGAAAGGCAGAAAAAGCUGUUGAGGAUUUGAGUUUUGCAUGCUCUGUGAGCCCAGCCACAACCACAAAAGUGUUAAAGAAGUUCACUGAGGAGCAAUAUGCGAUAAUGACGCGAGGGAUAGAGAAGUACAUCCAUGAUUACAACAAGAAAAUGUUACCGGAAAUAAAAGCCAAAUCUAAAUUACUUAUUUAUCUUUGUGACUUACUUAUUAAUCUUUCACCAGACAAACUCGACUAUUACAUAAAAUAUAGUGAUGUCCUGUUUGCAUUGAACAUGCGCGAAGAAGCCCAAGCUAUAAUGUUAAGAAUGGUAAAGAACUCAUCGAAAGAUUGUUUACCAAUUAUACAUCUUGCUGCUCUUCGCUUGAAACUCGGUAAUGCUGAACUUGCGAUGGAAGGAUUUGGUAGCGUCUUACGUGAAGUAGAUGAAGAACGGUUAGCCGCUGAGCUAUCAGAAUUCUCCAAGAAAGAUCGUGCUCAAAUCUCUCGAGAAGCUCACAUCCGGGGUCUUGCUUUGUUCCGUGAAAAAAAAUACUGCGAGGCAAUAGAUUGUUUUGGUGUUGCUAUAGCGGCAGCGUCCUGUCAUGCCCCAGACUCGUUUCUUGCACGUGCUCGAUGUCUCAUGCAAAUGCAGCAUUAUCUGAAAGCAAUCAGUGACUUCACUGCAGUUAUAAAAUGGACUCCCACGUGUGUUGAGGCAAGAUGCGGACGCGCAUGCGUUUAUGUAAGACUUCAGGAGCACCUGGCUGCCAGCAGGGAUAUUUUAUAUAGCCUUCAUUCGAACAUUCCAGCAACCACUCGAUAUUUGGCCUCACUACCAGACAUAAAACUGCGCAUGGUUUUGCUUACCUUGGAAAAGUAUCUACAAAUUGCUUUUGCAUAUUGUGAAAAGAACGGCGAUAUAACGUCGUCUAUUCACGAAGAUAGCUCGAUGACAUGUGGGGAGUCGCUAUUACUUCUCUCAAACCUCUUGAUUACACUUGCACCUAAUGAACCAAAAUAUCUGAGUAUUUAUGGCGAUGCUUUGAUAGUUCACCGACGUUAUAGCGAAGCUAUUGCGAGGCUUCGUGAAGUACAAUUGCUUUUACCUCUUGAUGUAUCCAUUAUUGCCAGAAUUUCUUUACUUUUUAUUAAAGUUGAUGACCAUGAUGCAGCGAUAAAUGAGUUGUCAAAAAUAUCUGAGGAAUGGAACACUCUAACGUUCUGCAUGCAAGCAAUGGAUGAAGGGACCAAAUUUAAAAUAGCUCUCGCUUCUUUCCAACACGCUGAACUUUUAAAAAAGAAAGAUAAUAAUUCUGAAGCAUUGAAAUACUACACUGUAGCAGUGGUAUCAUCAUGCUGUCGUGACGCUGGAAUUUUACGCGCACGUGGUAAAUGUCUAGAGAGUUUGCAAGAGUAUGGACGAGCAAUUCAAGAUUUUAGCACAGUACUUGCUCUUCCCAGUCCUCAAGUGAGUGAUUUUUGCGCUCGAGCAAUCGCCUAUAUGAUGGACGAUGAUGACGAGCGAGCAUGCCGGGAUUUUAUGACUGCUAUCGAGCGCGAUUCGAAAACUGCACUUAUCUUUAUUAACUCAAAGCCAGGAAAAGAUUCUGCUGUUAGCAUAUUUUUGACUUCAGCUCGUAUUGCGCAUGCACGCAAAGACUUUCGGAAGGCUCACGUGAUCUGUGAACAUGGUUUAAUGGUUGAUGAAAAUGAUGUCAAUCUCCUUGCUCUGAAAGAAAAAUGUGAAAGUAAUAUGCAGAAAUGUAUUUUAAUGUAAGCAGUUAGUUGCAUUUAAGAACAGCAUGUGAAAGUAUUAUUAUAUGUUAACGGUUGUAUGUUAUUUAUUUUAUCCCAAAGCUUGGUUUGUUUUUAGCUCAAAAAAUAUGCUAAACGAUUCUAUUUCAUCGUUUAUUCGUUGUGAAAUAUAUUUACUCACACACGACUAUAGACAAAA